AUGGAUGUCUCACUCACACAACGCAUGAGAUCUACCCUUGCAGCAGUUUACUACAACAACGGAAAACCAAUUUUGUUUCGCAUUAACGAUGAUGAAACGUUCGAUGGUCUGAAACAACAACUGAACGAACUGAAUCGUACCACCAACAACCGAAACGACAACAGAACAGUUUCAAGUCUCAAGUACCGUAAGCCGUCGAUCGGUUCCGACGGAUGCAUUACCUUCACCGAUAUGAUGCUUGAAAACAACGAUGAUAUUCAAACUAUUUUCUCAAUUUUCGAGCAGUAUAGCAACAGGGGGCCUAUCGAAUUAGAUGCAACACUAAUAAGAUCUGUCGAAGCCAUCCUUGCUAGCCUUGUUCGUCCGGAAGAUCCAAAUCAUGUUUCCAUUUGA
Molecule: messenger RNA, 393 nt
Organism: Trifolium pratense (red clover)
Lineage: Eukaryota; Viridiplantae; Streptophyta; Magnoliopsida; Fabales; Fabaceae
Exons: 1
Coding region: 1-393 (130 amino acids)
Source: RefSeq, a predicted model, not a curated record